Molecule: messenger RNA, 1821 nt
Organism: Penicillium maclennaniae
Lineage: Eukaryota; Fungi; Ascomycota; Eurotiomycetes; Eurotiales; Aspergillaceae
Gene: ilv3B
Product: putative mitochondrial dihydroxy acid dehydratase
Exons: 2
Coding region: 1-1821 (606 amino acids)
Biological process (GO): branched-chain amino acid biosynthetic process
Cellular component (GO): mitochondrion
Molecular function (GO): dihydroxy-acid dehydratase activity
Source: RefSeq, a predicted model, not a curated record
AUGGAUUCUACCGAGUCAUCCGUUACUACCGGGGAAGCGAAGUACAUUAACUUCCCUUGUCUGCCUGCCGAUGCCAGACACGCCGAUGGAUCGCUAGCGCUCAAUCGCUAUUCAUCAACCAUCACCCGAGGGCAUGACUUCCCCGGUGCUCGAGCAAUGCUUUUCGCCGCUGGCGUCCCGGACAAGGAAGCGAUGGCCAAAAGCCCCCAUGUCGGUAUUGCAUCCGUCUGGUGGGAGGGCAACCCAUGCAAUAUGCAUUUGAUGGACCUGGCCAAGACAGUCAAGAAAGGUGUUUCGGACCUGGACAUGAUCGGGUGGCAAUACAAUACCAUUGGUGUUUCAGAUGCCAUCACAAUGGGGAGCGAUGGUAUGCGGUUCUCGCUUCAAACACGUGAAAUAAUCGCCGACAGCGUUGAGACUGUGACCUGUGCCCAAUAUCACGAUGCCUGCAUUGCUAUUCCCGGAUGUGACAAAAACAUGCCCGGUGUCGUGAUGGGUAUGGCCCGGCAUAACCGCCCGUCUAUUAUGAUCUACGGCGGUACUAUUGGCAUUGGGUAUUCGGAGCAACUCCGAAAACCCGUAAACAUUUCGACCUGUUUCGAGGCUGCUGGUGCUUAUGCGUAUGGUACGCUUCGCCAGCCAGAUGAUGGUGGUGAUACUAGCAAGACGCAGGAUGAGAUUAUGGACGACCUCGAGAAGCACGCUUGUCCGGGGGCGGGUGCCUGUGGUGGUAUGUUCACUGCGAACACAAUGGCCACAGCCAUUGAAUCAAUGGGACUGUCUCUGCCCGGGUCCUCAUCCACCCCCGCAGCUUCGCCUUCCAAGAUGCGAGAGUGCGUGCGUGCUGCGGAGGCCAUUAAGGUUUGCAUGGAAAAGAAUAUCCGACCUCGGGAUCUGCUCACCAAGCGCUCCUUUGAGAACGCGCUGGUGAUGACCAUGGCCCUGGGUGGUAGCACCAACGGUGUUCUGCACUUCUUGGCCAUGGCGCGGACCGCGGGAGUGGACUUGACGAUCGAUGACUUCCAGCGGGUGAGCAACAAGAUUCCCUUCAUUGCCAACCUGUCCCCUAGUGGCAAGUACUAUAUGGCCGAUCUCUACGAAAUCGGAGGUAUUCCGUCCGUCCAGAAGCUCCUGAUUGCCGCCGGUCUCCUUGACGGGGACAUCCCUACCGUGACGGGUAAGACACUGGCCGAGAACGUCGCAUCUCACCCUUCACUGCCACAGGACCAGGAUCUCAUUCGCACGUUGGACAAUCCAAUCAAGUCGACCGGUCAUAUCCAAAUUCUGCGCGGGAACCUGGCCCCUGGCGGUGCCGUCGCCAAGAUUACAGGCAAGGAAGGACUACGAUUUACCGGCAAGGCCCGGUGUUUCGAGAAGGAGGCCCAGCUCAAUGACGCCCUUACCGAGGGACGGAUCCCACGUGGGGAGAAUCUGGUGCUGAUUGUCCGCUACGAAGGACCCAAAGGUGGACCCGGAAUGCCGGAACAGCUCAAGGCGAGUGCGGCACUCAUGGGAGCCAAGUUGAACAACGUCGCCUUGAUUACGGAUGGUCGGUACUCCGGAGCCAGUCAUGGCUUCAUUGUGGGCCACAUCACCCCUGAGGCGGCCGUGGGCGGCCCCAUCGGUCUGGUUCGCGAUGGAGACAUGAUCACCAUCAGCGCAGAGACCAACGAACUGACGAUGGAUGUGUCGGAUGAAGAGCUAGAGACGCGACGACGCCAAUGGACGCCACCGACGCCGCAGAUCACCCGGGGCGUGUUGGCUAAAUACGCACGGCUAGUAGGUGAUGCGUCUCAUGGAGCCAUGACGGAUCUGUUUUGA